Messenger RNA from Cervus elaphus (red deer), 3044 nucleotides. RefSeq names its product shisa family member 6 (gene SHISA6). The transcript has 5 exons. Gene Ontology annotation, cellular component: postsynaptic membrane; dendritic spine membrane; postsynaptic density. Bases 87 to 1688 code for a protein of 533 amino acids. The record is from RefSeq and is a predicted model, not a curated record. Gene Ontology annotation, biological process: regulation of AMPA receptor activity; regulation of short-term neuronal synaptic plasticity. Lineage: Eukaryota; Metazoa; Chordata; Mammalia; Artiodactyla; Cervidae.
GGCCCGCGCGGCCCCCCUCGGAGCCCGGCCGGCCCGGGGAGCGGCCUGCCGCGGAAGCCUCCCGCGCCCUCCCGCCCGGCCCCGCCAUGGCGCUGCGGCGCCUCCUGCUGCUGCUGCUGCCGCUGCUCUCGCUCCAGCCCUUGGACCUGCUGCCCGGAGCCUGGGGCGCCCGCGGCCGCGCCGCCAACCGGACCCUGAGCGCCGGCGCCGCGGCCGUCGGGGGCCGGCGGCCCGGGGGCGCCCUGGCCCGGGGCGGCCGCGAGCUGAACGGCACCGUCCGGGCGCCCGGCGGCCCGGAGGCGGGGAGCCGGCGGGGACAGCCAGCAGCGGCGGUGGCGGCGGCCAGCGCGGCCGUCACCUACGAGACGUGCUGGGGCUACUACGACGUGAGCGGCCAAUACGACAAGGAGUUCGAGUGCAACAACAGCGAGAGCGGCUACCUGUACUGCUGCGGCACCUGCUACUACCGCUUCUGCUGCAAGAAGCGCCACGAGAAGCUGGAUCAGCGCCAGUGCACCAACUACCAGAGCCCGGUGUGGGUGCAGACGCCCAGCACCAAGGUGGUGUCGCCGGGGCCCGAGAACAAGUACGACCCGGAGAAGGACAAGACCAACUUCACCGUCUACAUCACCUGCGGGGUGAUCGCCUUCGUCAUCGUGGCCGGCGUCUUCGCCAAGGUCUCCUAUGACAAGGCCCACCGCCCGCCGCGGGAGAUGAACAUCCACAGGGCUCUGGCUGACAUCCUAAGACAACAGGGACCAAUCCCCAUAGCACACUGUGAAAGAGAAACUAUCUCGGCCAUUGAUAGCUCUCCCAAAGAGAACACGCCGGUCCGAUCGUCCUCCAAAAACCACUACACCCCCGUGCGCACGGCCAAGCAGACUCCAGGACAUUAUGGGAAGGAUGCUUACCGAAGUGGAGGACCUGAUCUCCAUAACUUCAUCUCAUCUGGAUUUGUCACAUUAGGAAGAGGACACACGAAGGAGAAGCCUCGGAUGAACAACAUCCUGACAUCGGCCACCGAGCCCUAUGACCUCUCCUUCUCACGCUCCUUCCAGAACCUGGCCCACCUGCCCCCAUCCUACGAGUCCGCAGUGAAGACCCACCCCAGCAAGUACUCAUCCCUGAAGAGGCUAACCGACAAGGAGGCUGACGAGUACUACAUGAGGCGGCGGCACCUGCCUGACCUGGCCGCCCGCGGCACCCUCCCCCUCAACGUCAUCCAGAUGUCCCAACAGAAGCCGCUGCCUCGCGAGCGACCCCGCCGGCCCCUCCGGGCCAUGUCGCAGGACCGGGUCCUUUCCCUGGAGCGAGGCCUGCCGGACGACUUCGGCCUGCCCUACGACCGCCUCCUCUCGGACGAGCAGCUGCUCUCCACGGAGCGCCUGCACUCCCAGGACCCGCUGCUGUCCCCGGAGCGGACGGCCUUCCCCGAGCAGUCCCUGGCGCGGGCCAUCUCGCACACGGAUGUCUUCGUGUCCACGCCCGUGCUGGACCGCUACCGCAUGACCAAGAUGCACUCGCAUCCCAGUGCCUCGGAUAACUCGUACGCCACCCUGGGCCAGAGCCGCACGGCGGCCAAGCGCCAGGCCUUCGCCUCGCGCAGACACAACACCGUGGAGCAGCUGCACUACAUCCCGGGCCACCACACCUGCUACACGGCCAGCAAGACGGAAGUGACCGUGUGAGCGGCGGCGGCCCGGGGUCGGCCGGGACCCGGGCCGCAGCUUCCGGGCCUGGACGCGGCCCCUCCCCGCGUCCUCUCUCGCUGGGGCCGGGGGUGGGCCGCCUCUCCCAGAAAGCCAUACUCCUGGGACUCGGCCGGUGGCCGGGCACAGCGCGCGCGCUGACCUGGGAUCUAGAGCGGUCACCCCCACUGUUACAGAAGAAUCGGAGGGGAGGGGGGAGAGGGGCGAGGCCUCGGUCUCCCUCCCCUCCCCCACUGUCACCACGUCCCUUUCAGUCCCACGUCCCCCUCCCCCUCCUGGGGGGCUCAGCUGCAGGUCCGUCCGUCGUCGAGAGACCCUGGCCUGACCCUGGCCGGAAGCUGCCCGCCCGGAUUUGACUUGGCCGAUGGGCUGACGGAAUAGGCUCCACGGUCUCUUUCAUUCACCUAAAACCGCAUCACAGAAAUCUUCUUAGUGCCUAAAAACUGCCUGCUCGCUCUCUCAGAGCCAGGGAGCUGCUGUGUCCAUAAGCACAAUAAUGAUUCUCUUCUGCCCGCUGGAACUCUCUGGUCCCCACCGGGUGGCCCUUCUCUCUGCUGACUCCCCGGGGCCCCGCCCUGGCCCUGUGCCCCUCCCCCAAGCCCCAGGACCUGGAGGGGGUUCCCUUCCUUCAGCUGCCGCCCCAAGGUUGGGAACCCCGCCCCUUUCCGGCUGGCUGCCCCGCCCCCAGCCCUAGAUUCCAUCCCUGGGUUCCCUGGGGCUUCCCUCUGGUCAUUCUAGAAGAGAGUAGGGACGGGGUGCAGGGGCUUUUGGGGUGGCCCUCCCCAGCAACCCGAUGAUCUCCACACUUCCUCCAGGCCUCCGGGUCUGUCUGAACCGUGACCUGCCCCUCUGGCCUGCCUUCCCCUCCCUGGCUCUUCUCCCCAAGAGGCUCUGCCCCCUGGCCACAGAGCAGCUGUGGGGAGGCCACUGUGACACCUUGGGCCUCGAAGGCUGGCCAUUCCUCCUGCCCAGGGCUCCCGCCACACGCACCAGGUGGGACAGAGGCGCUGGCUGCUGGGUGGACGGCCCAGCCCCACGCAAAGGAGGACCCCAGGCGGUUGUUCUACACCUCGACCUCUCCACUCCCUGCAUCACUGACGCCCCACCCCCCGACCCCCGACCCCUGUGCUUGGCCCCGUCUCUGUUUAGAGCCUGCUCUCUGCCAGUUUCCCCUCCUGCGUCACCCUGUCCCCCUCGCCCCACACCUCCCACCUUCCUGCAGCUUCAGGACUCUCUCCUGGCUGCCGCUUCUUUCUCCUGUGUCUCCUUUGGAUCUACCGCACAGAGAUCAAUUAGCAGAUGCAAAUAAUGGUACUCCAGGCUACUGGUCUGGGG